GAAACAAAAAGUUGCCGAUAAUCAGAAAGAAGUUAUAAAGUGUAUAAUUUAUGAACUUCAACAUUGAUAAAAAUGAUGCAACUGAAAUCUGUUUUCGUUACUGGAGCGAACCGAGGUAUUGGAUUAGAAUUCGUUAAACAACUUGUUAAACUUCCUGAACCACCAAGUGUUAUAUUUGCCAGUUGCCGAGAUCCAACUAAAGCUGAAGAAUUGAAAAAAAUUUCAGAAUCAAACUCGAGUGUCAAGAUCAUUCAGAUGGAUAUAAAAGAUCAUGAUAAAUUCCCUCAAAUAAGACAGCAAUUGGAACAAGAAAUUAGUAAAGAUGGAUUGAAUUUACUCAUCAAUAAUGCUGGUCUCUUGGUUCAACAAAAUUUAAGUUCUGUUACAAAAGAAGCAAUGAUGGAAUCUUUUGAAGUAAAUGCUGUGAGCCCUCUCCUUUUAGCAAAGGAGCUCUUGCCUUUACUAAAAACAGCUGUUUCAAAAUCUUCUAUUCCAAGUAUGUCAGCUAUACGUUCUGGUAUCGUGAACAUAACUUCUAAAAUGGGUUCUAUUGAUGAUAAUACAAGUGGUAGUCACUAUCCUUACAGAACUAGCAAGACAGCUCUAAACAUGAUUACCAAAUCUUUGGCAGUUGAUCUUAAAACUCAUGGAAUUGUAGCAUUUGUUUUGCAUCCUGGCUGGGUGGCGACAGACAUGGGAGGAAAGAAUGCUCCAAUCAAUACACGCACUAGUGUUGAAGGCAUGUUGAAUGUCAUUUUGACAGCAACAGAAGAAAGCUGUGGUGGCUUUUUUAAUUAUGAUGGCGCUAAUAUUUUAUGGUAAAAAAAAGAUGCAAAAAGUUAUAUCAUGAGAUUAUUUUGUCUUGAAUUUUUUUAAUAAAAUAAUCAGUUGAA
Molecule: messenger RNA, 893 nt
Organism: Parasteatoda tepidariorum (common house spider)
Lineage: Eukaryota; Metazoa; Arthropoda; Arachnida; Araneae; Theridiidae
Cellular component (GO): cytoplasm
Molecular function (GO): oxidoreductase activity
Source: RefSeq, a predicted model, not a curated record